Molecule: messenger RNA, 1387 nt
Organism: Pneumocystis murina B123
Lineage: Eukaryota; Fungi; Ascomycota; Pneumocystomycetes; Pneumocystales; Pneumocystaceae
Exons: 1
Coding region: 44-1387 (447 amino acids)
Biological process (GO): amino acid transmembrane transport
Cellular component (GO): vacuolar membrane
Molecular function (GO): amino acid transmembrane transporter activity
Source: RefSeq, a predicted model, not a curated record
AAUGUUUUGGAGUUUUAAAUUUAAUUAUUGAAUUUGAUAGAAGAUGGCACAAGAACUAAAUAUUGAGAAGACAAGCUCUUCGGAGCAUCCGGUGAAAGAUAGAUUAUAUGGUGAAAAAAAUCCUUUUGAAGAUGAAUCAAAUGGGAUUAAAUAUAGAACUAUGACAUGGAUACAUACUGGGAUACUGAUGACUGCCGAAACAAUUUCUCUUGGUGUCUUGUCCCUUCCAUCUAUGUAUGCAACUCUUGGUAUUAAUCUUGGACUUUUUUUUGUUUUAUUGCUUGGUAUUGUAGCAACAUAUACGGGUUAUGUUCUUGGUCAGUUUAAAGCCAGAUAUCCUUUUGUCUAUAAUAUGUCCGAUGUUGCAUACAUAAUGUGUGGUCCUAUAGGACGUAAGAUUAUGGGGGUUUGUCAAAUAGUCUUUUUAAUUUCUUCUAUGGGGUCUCAUGUUCUUACUGGUGGAAUUGUAUUUAAUACGAUUACUAAUCAUGCUGCUUGCACUAUUGUCUUCUCUCUUGCAACGGCAUUUAUAUGUAUGCUUUUUACUCUUCCGCGUACUUUUAAAUUUGUUUCAUAUUAUUCUGUCGCUUCAUUUGCUAGUAUUAUGAUCUCAUUAUAUCUUAUUGUGUUUGCUGUUUCCGUUGGUAAACGUCCUGCUGAUAUUACUUUUGGGAUUCCAAAAGAUACUACUUUUCUUAGGGCCUUUAGUAGUAUUACAAAUAUUAUAUUUGCAUAUGGCGGCCACGUCAUUUUCUUUAGUUUAAUAUCGGAAAUGAAGAAUCCAUCAGAUUAUGUAAAAUCAUUAUAUAUGCUUCAGAUAUGUGAUAUAUUUGUUUAUUUGUCUGUCGUCAUAAUAUAUAUUUAUGUUGGUGAUAAAGAAUUUAAGAGGCUUAGUUAUGUUACAGCAUUAAGUGCAGCUUCUCCUGUUAUUAGGAAAGUCGCAUAUGGCAUUUCUAUUCCUACUGUUAUUAUCGCUGGAUCUAUUAAUGCACAUGUUUCAGCAAAAUAUAUUAUGGUUUAUAUUAGUAAAUGGUGUAAAGAUUUGUUAUAUUUGAGAAACUAUAAAUUUACACUUAUUUGGGUUUCUGUCUGUUCUAGUAUUUGGCUUGUAUCAUGGUUUAUUGCGGAAAUUGUUCCUAUUUAUAAUGAUCUUCUUGGUCUCAUUGGAAGUUUAUUUAUAUCCUGGUUUACUUAUGGCACAGGAGGUAUAUUUUGGCUUUAUCUUGAAAAAGGAAGAUAUUUUGUUUCCAAGAAAAGUACCUUUUUAUUUGUCGUUAAUACAUUGAUAGUUGUCUUAAGUUUUUUUACGAUGUGUUUAGGUGUAUAUUCUAAUGCUGUUGCGAUUCAUAACAAUCGUGUAAUAAAAGGUAUUUUCUCAUGUGCUUGA